AUGAGAGAAAUUAUUCACCUUUCUACAGGACAAUGCGGUAAUCAAAUCGGUGCUGCCUUCUGGGAAACCAUCUGUGGAGAACACGGAUUAGAUGCCCAAGGUAACUACCAUGGGUCAUCUGAACUUCAAAAGGCAAGGCUUAAUGUUUAUUUUAAUGAGGCCUCGUCUGGAAAAUAUGUUCCAAGAGCUGUUCUUGUUGACUUGGAACCUGGUACUAUCGAUGCUGUGAAAUCAUCAGAGUAUGGUAACUUAUUCAGACCGGACAACAUGAUCUAUGGGCAGUCUUCUGCAGGAAAUGUCUGGGCAAAGGGCCACUAUACUGAGGGAGCCGAGUUGGUCGACUCUGUCAUGGAUGUAGUCAGAAGAGAAGCAGAAGGAUGCGAUUCCUUACAGGGAUUUCAAAUAUCCCACUCUUUGGGUGGAGGAACGGGCUCUGGUAUGGGUACUUUGUUGAUCAGUAAGAUUAGAGAGGAAUUUCCCGACAGAAUGAUGGCCACUUUUUCUGUUUUACCCUCUCCAAAAGUCUCCGACACCGUUGUUGAGCCUUACAAUGCUACAUUGUCCAUCCAUCAGCUCGUUGAGAACUCUGAUGAGACCUUCUGUAUUGAUAAUGAGGCCUUGUAUGACAUCUGUGUCAACACUUUGAAGCUUCAACAACCUUCUUAUAAUGACUUGAAUCAUUUGGUUUCCGCUGUGAUGUCUGGUGUCACUACUUCGCUUCGUUUCCCAGGUCAAUUAAACUCCGAUUUGAGAAAAUUGGCCGUGAACUUGGUGCCAUUCCCUCGUCUUCACUUCUUUAUGGUGGGUUAUGCUCCUUUGACUUCACUUGGUUCCCAAUCAUUCAGAUCGUUGACCGUUCCUGAAUUGACUCAACAAUUGUUUGAUUCCAAAAACAUGAUGGCUGCUGCUGAUCCAAGAAAGGGUAGAUAUCUCACCGCUGCUGCUUACUUCCGUGGUAACGUGUCAGUUAGGGAAGUUGAAGAUGAAAUGCAUAAGGUUCAAACUAAGAACGCUGACUAUUUCGUCGAAUGGAUUCCUAACAAUGUUCAGUCUGCCGUUUGUUCUGUGCCUCCUGCAGGCUUGGACAUGGCUGCUACCUUUAUCGGUAACUCUACCUCGAUUCAAGAUCUUUUCAGACGUGUCGGCGAUCAAUUCAGUGCUAUGUUCAGAAGAAAGGCAUUUUUGCACUGGUAUACCAGUGAAGGUAUGGAUGAGAUGGAGUUUGUUGAGGCCGAGUCUAACAUGCAGGACUUGGUUAACGAGUACCAGCAGUAUCAGGACGUCAAUGAUGCUGAAGAUGAUGCCGAACCUGCCGAGUAUGCCGACGAAGCACCUAUGGAGGAUGAUAAUGUCGCCUGA
Brettanomyces nanus is the source of this 1359-nucleotide messenger RNA. RefSeq names its product beta-tubulin (gene TUB2). The coding region runs from base 1 to 1359 and encodes 452 amino acids. The transcript has 2 exons. The record is from RefSeq and is a predicted model, not a curated record. Gene Ontology annotation, biological process: mitotic cell cycle; microtubule cytoskeleton organization. NCBI's taxonomy places the organism in Eukaryota, Fungi, Ascomycota, Pichiomycetes, Pichiales, Pichiaceae. Gene Ontology annotation, molecular function: structural constituent of cytoskeleton; GTPase activity; GTP binding. Gene Ontology annotation, cellular component: cytoplasm; microtubule.